This is a messenger RNA of Xyrauchen texanus (razorback sucker), 1004 nucleotides long. RefSeq lists its product as uncharacterized. Gene Ontology annotation, molecular function: protein heterodimerization activity; structural constituent of chromatin; DNA binding. Gene Ontology annotation, biological process: nucleosome assembly. Gene Ontology annotation, cellular component: nucleosome. NCBI's taxonomy places the organism in Eukaryota, Metazoa, Chordata, Actinopteri, Cypriniformes, Catostomidae. Bases 189 to 1004 code for a protein of 271 amino acids. The record is from RefSeq and is a predicted model, not a curated record. The transcript has 3 exons.
UUUUGCUGUAAAUGUGAGAGGAGAAAACACAAGCACGAGUGGCCCUCGGAGGCGCACAGACACUGAGACGGGCGGAUUGAGUCUACAUGGUUCUCAUGAUGUGUUUAAGAGCGCAGCGCCGCUCAACCUCUCUUCAUUACUGAACUCAAACACUGUGUGUGUGUGACGUUACACAUCCGAUCAGAAAGAUGGCAGAAACCGCUCCAGCUGCAGCCGCCGCGCCGGCCAAAGCGCCCAAGAAGAAAUCUGCUGCUAAACCCAAGAAAACGGGCCCAAGCGUCGGUGAACUCAUCGUCAAAACUGUGUCCGCUUCCAAGGAGAGGAGCGGCGUGUCUCUCGCCGCCCUGAAGAAAGCUCUCGCCGCCGGUGGAUACGAUGUGGAGAAGAACAACUCCCGCGUCAAGAUCGCCAUCAAGAGUCUGGUGACUAAAGGGACUCUGGUCCAGACCAAAGGGACCGGCGCCUCCGGAUCAUUCAAGCUCAACAAGAAACAAGCCGAGAGCACGAAGAAACCCGCCAAGAAAGCCGCUCCUAAAGUCAAGAAGGCCGCAGUCAAGAAACCCGCCGCCGCCAAGAAGCCCAAGAGUGCCGCGACUAAGAAACCUGCCGCCAAGAAAUCCCCAAGAAGCCCCAAGAAGGCAAAGAAACCAGCAACCCCCAAGAAAGCCGCCAAGAGCCCGGCUCCAGCCACCGGUGGAGUCAAGAAGCCUCAUCGUUACAGGCCCGGUACCGUAGCGCUGAGAGAGAUCCGCCGUUAUCAGAAGUCAACUGAGCUGUUGAUCCGCAAACUGCCUUUGCAGCGUCUGGUGAGAGAAAUCGCUCAGGAUUUCAAGACGGAUCUGCGCUUCCAGAGCUCCGCCGUCAUGGCCCUGCAGGAGUCCAGCGAGGCCUAUUUGGUCGGUCUCUUUGAGGACACCAACUUGUGCGCCAUCCACGCCAAGAGGGUCACCAUCAUGCCUAAAGAAAUCCAGCUGGCCCGCCGCAUUCGUGGAGAACGCGCUUAA